Molecule: messenger RNA, 483 nt
Organism: Fimicolochytrium jonesii
Lineage: Eukaryota; Fungi; Chytridiomycota; Chytridiomycetes; Spizellomycetales; Powellomycetaceae
Exons: 2
Source: RefSeq, a predicted model, not a curated record
ACUAGCGGAUCUACUGGGGUUCCGAAAUCAAUCGUCUAUCCCAUGCGCAAGUCUCUUGAAAUCCUUUCGCAAGAAUCUGAUGACAUUCUUAAGACCGACGAUGUGCAAUGGCUUCGUGGAGGAACGACCUUCCUCCGCCCUUUGUUCGAAGUUCGCCGCUUCCCAUUCAACAAAACCGUUCUGCACCUCGACCCGGGCAAAAGCAUGGAAGACCAAUGCCGCAAUCUCCUCUGGGAGCUUCAGGAAAGCUCCCACACGGAGCCCAUGCGCACACAUUUUACGCCCAGUGCGUUUCGCGUGUUCUUUGAGUAUGCCAAGAUGAUGGCGGGGAAUACGUCACCGAAGUUUAAACGCAUGUAUUGGCUUGUGCUGGGUGGGGAGGCCGUGACGAGGGAUCUGACGGCUAUUGCGAGACGAAUGUUUCCGAAUGCGACUAUUGCGUGCAAUUAUGCUGUGGGUAUACAGCGUCUUCGUCUGACCUGA